Vicia villosa (hairy vetch) is the source of this 1427-nucleotide messenger RNA. Its product is annotated as ribonuclease 3-like protein 2. Gene Ontology annotation, biological process: siRNA processing. Gene Ontology annotation, molecular function: ribonuclease III activity; RNA binding. The transcript is spliced from 3 exons. The record is from RefSeq and is a predicted model, not a curated record. Gene Ontology annotation, cellular component: cytoplasm; nucleus. The coding region runs from base 148 to 1176 and encodes 342 amino acids. NCBI's taxonomy places the organism in Eukaryota, Viridiplantae, Streptophyta, Magnoliopsida, Fabales, Fabaceae.
AUUUCUAAUACUCCCUUCUGCCAAACAUCCCUUUAUUAUAAAAAAACUACUGCAGUAAAUUUUUUGGCUUUUUCAGUUUCACUUUGUUUCUGCUUAAUUAAAUUUCUAAAUCCGAAGCAAAUCUCACACAAUACAUUGAGAAACAAAAUGAAAAUGGAAGCUUCAAUUUCUGCAGUGGAGAAAAUAAUCGGUUACACUUUUCAUAACAAGAACCUUCUAGAACAAGCCCUCACCCAUACUUCUUACCCUGAAGCUAUUUCUUACGAGCGUCUUGAAUUCGUCGGCGACGCCGUUUUAGGCCUCGCUUUCAGCAACCAUCUCUUCCUCGCUUAUACCUCCGUUGAUCCCGGUCAACUCUCCCUCCUCCGUGCCGCUAAUGUUAGCACCGAGAAACUCGCACGCGCCGCCGUUCGUAAUGGUCUACACCAUUAUGUACGUCACAACACGCUUUCUAUUGUUGAUAUGAUUAACGAGUUUGCUGAAGCGGUUGAUUCUGAGGAUGAUUGUGUUGUUGUUAAGUAUGGUGGAUCGGUGAAAGCUCCAAAGAUUCUCGCUGAUAUUAUCGAGUCUAUCGCCGCUGCUGUUUAUGUUGACGUUGAUUUCGACCUAAAAAGAUUAUGGGUGAUAAUAAGAGGUCUUUUGGAGCCGAUAGUUACACUGCAAGAUUUGGACCAAAAACCGCAACCGGUGACAAUGCUGUACGAGAUCUGCCAAAAGAAUGGUAAAAAAGUUGAAAUCGAACAACACAGAAAUGGGGCCAAAAGCACUGCUAGUGUCUAUGUUGACGGAGAGUUGGUUGCAUCCGCUUCCUCGGACCAGAAGGACAUUGCAAGGCUUGAGGCUGCCAAGGCUGCCUUGGAUAAACUAGAAAGCUUAUUUCCUGCAACUUCCAUGAUGCCGGACUGUUGUGGCGAUAUUGAUAGCACCUUUGUAAUUGAAGCCGCCAAGCAGAAAUUAUACGCAGUUUGUGGGAAGAAAAAGUGGCCCAAACCAGUAUACAGCAUUGAGAAAGACGAAGGUACUCCGCAGGAUAAGAUAUUUGUUUGUGCUGUUCAGAUAACUACUCCGGCGGCUAUACUCAAAAUGUCUGGAGACGAAAAAUCUCGAGUGAAGGAUGCAGAAAACUCUGCAGCUUCCUUGAUGAUUCGGGCCUUACAACAACACAAGUAUGUGUGACAAGUGUUGUAGUCUAUGUGUUAGUUUAUGAUUUGUGUGAGAAAUGGAUAUUGAGUGUAAUACUAGUUUUAAGUCUAUGUUAGUUUAUGAUUUUUGAGAAAUUGGUUACUUAGUUAGUUUAUGAUUUCUGAGAAAUUGGUUACUUAGUGUGGUACUAAUUUUAAGCAUGUUAGUUUAUGAUUUGUGAGAAAUGGAUAAUGAGUGUAAUUGUAAUUGUUGUUUAUGUUUAGUUAUGCAAUAAAAAAAUUUAA